Molecule: messenger RNA, 4426 nt
Organism: Sinocyclocheilus anshuiensis
Lineage: Eukaryota; Metazoa; Chordata; Actinopteri; Cypriniformes; Cyprinidae
Gene: fgf14
Product: fibroblast growth factor 14
Exons: 5
Coding region: 1019-1765 (248 amino acids)
Molecular function (GO): growth factor activity
Source: RefSeq, a predicted model, not a curated record
GAGCACGAGCUGGAGGAUGAAGAGGACGAGGAGCAUUUCUUGAAUACGUUUUCUUUCCUGGCGAACGUUGGCACUUAUGCUGCGCAUUUGUAUGCUCCCGCUUCGGGCAAAUACUUUUUUAUUCGAGUUUAUUUAUUUGUUCGUUCCUGUCACACCGGGUAGACGUCAUCCUCACCGGAGCCGCUCAGUGUUGCUUACAUUUUCCCCUCAGAAGACAUGCUGCUUUAGAUCAGGAAAAAACGCACAUCGUUAUUGAAUAACCACGCGACCUAGAACAUGAGACUGAAUGGGGAGUGAUCGUCUGAGGAGAUCCCUUAUCAACAAGAAACACCUUCGUUCAAACUUACCUCAACUCACCGUCGUUACGCCGUCGGUUAUUCUCAAGAUGAGUGGACGUUUGAACGGAACUGGCGUGGAUAUCUGCUAAACUUGGUAAAUAUGUGAGACAUAUGAAUAUGUGUAGUCGCAGGGCUCCACCUGGGAGACGAAGGUGGUCGCGUUUCUCCGCUUGACAGCUCAGAACGAAAAACGUUUUGUUUGUUCAGACUCCGGGAGUGGACGUCGCUGCCCAGGGUGCUGAAUUUUACCAGGACCGGGUCAGAGAUAAAGGAAGGAAAGUGACGGAUCAGAGAGACGCUCAGGCGUGCCGUGAAUAUAUUUUCAUAUUCUAUAUUUCGGAGGAGCCGGGCAACUCAUGUGAUAAUCAUUUUCCGAAAAGCAUUGUGAAAUCAGGAAUGAAAAGUAAUCUGCGAGCCGCGUGACUUCGAAAUGAAAAUUGGACAACAUGUGAAAUACGGACAGUUGAAGUAACACUUCACCCUUGUAUUCAUUAUGCUAAUUCAGUGUCUUAUUUCUCCAGUCGUGAUGUGUGGAUAUCUUUGAUCAUCAGCUGUGCAUUUCAGAGGGCAGAGCACACAAACAGUCGCAAAAAUGGGACAAUAAUUGAGACCGAUCGGGCGGUUUGUUGUUGUUGUGUGUGCUUUGUGUGUAAGGAGUUCAACAGCCCUGUUUUUGAGACAUGGCAGCGGCGAUUGCCAGCGGUUUGAUCCGCCAGAAGAGACAGGCACGGGAGCAGCAUAUAGACCGACCAUCCACCAACAGAAGGAGAAAAAGCCCCAAUAAGAAUAAAGGGCUUUGCAAUGGGAACCUGGUCGACAUCUUCUCCAAAGUGCGAAUCUUCGGCCUCAGGAAACGCAGACUUCGACGACAAGAUCCCCAGCUCAAGGGUCUAGUGACCAGGUUAUACUGCAGGCAGGGAUACUACUUGCAAAUGAACCCAGAUGGAUCUCUUGAUGGGACUAAGGAUGACAGUAGUAAUUCUUCGUUGUUCAACCUCAUCCCUGUGGGCCUUCGGGUUGUUGCUAUUCAGUCUGUGAAGACGGGCUUGUACAUUGCCAUGAAUGGAGAAGGCCAUCUGUACACAUCAGAACUGUUUACGCCAGAAUGCAAGUUUAAAGAGUCUGUGUUUGAAAACUACUAUGUGAUCUACUCAUCCAUGCUGUAUAGGCAGCAGGAGUCGGGGAGAGCAUGGUUCCUUGGCUUAAAUAAAGAUGGCCAGGCCAUGAAGGGGAACCGGGUGAAGAAAACUAAACCAGCUGCUCACUUCCUGCCCAAGCCAUUAGAAGUCACUAUGUACCGAGAGCCAUCAUUGCAUGACGUGGGGGAGACAGUGCCCAAACCUGCCGUGCCUCCCAGUAAAAGCACAGAGCCGGCCAUCAUGAACGGAGGCAAACCUGUCAGCAAGGAAACCAAGCCCACCACAUAGCCAGAUCCCAUCUCGGCCAUGCUCAACCUCGGAGAGCCGUGCUCCUUUAGUCAGACUCUCCAUGUUUGUGGAUCAGAUCCAGGCAUCCUCUGCUCUCUCCUCCCAGUUCCCUCCAUCCCCCUUCACUCCUCCGACUGUUCCGAUCUAAUUCGACGACGGAUUGGCUCCGGAAGUGUGGUCAGCUGUGCACGUAGGAGGAUGCAACUGGAUAAACCAGCUAAACUUUCACCAUGGAAUGCCCUAACUGAUAUGGAAUGCCUUUUGACAUACAAUAAAGCUGAUGUUUUUUCUGUAAUCGAGACAAUCCACAAGAAUGAAAUUGUGUACCGCAGGCGCUUGUGUGGCGGUUCUUUAGCCUGCUAACAGUCACCCGUUAUAACCCUUUUCUUGAACCCUAUUGCAUCAGAGACCAUACAUUUCAGAUCUAUUUUCUAUAUACACAGUAACACCAGCUACACUCUGGGGUAAUACUGUAAAGAUAUACAUAAAUGGACUGGAAUACACAACUUGUUUUUUUAAUUUUUUUUUUAUCAAGUACACUCUUGUGUCUCCUUCUUUCUAGGUGUCCCCCAGUCUCUGAAGCUCGAAUUUCCAAAUCUUUCCCUUUUGUUGGUUACUUAUGAAAUUUGUUAUCGGGGCAGUGUGCGAUGCGUUCUGGCGUGCAGUCAUUCAAACACGAUGAAAGUCCUUUCACGUUGAUAAUGGUCAAGAGACGUCAAUCUCUCAAGGGGAUGGAGCCUCCUAAACAGAAUCAAACUCAUUAUCCAAGGUUCAGCACUCGUGUCUUCUUCUUGUAAUGUCUAGAAAGGGACACAAGUAUACUUUUGACAGCAAAUGCCAGCGAGUGCGUAAGUCAUGCCCGCAGCAGUCCAACACAAGGAGUUGGCAUGUGCUGGGGAAGGUGUAUAGAUUACAUAUCACUAUCUAGUGCGGUGUAAAUUGGUUUCAACCCCAGUAACUAGGUGAAUUUCCACUUUUCUUUGCUCUUAAUUUAGAGCGUGGGCUCUAGGAAUAUCUAUAGGCCUUGUAGGCCUCUGGUCAAGGCCCCGCUUUGACAUGCUGACUCCUCUGAACUAUGAGCUAGUUCUGGUGAGCACCUUAAAUGUGACGAGAGCGGCAGCCAUAGAUAAAUUCAGUCUACUUCAGGCCUGUGUGGUUAAAUGGCUCAAUGUAAGUAGGCACCAUUACUAUUGGCUGCACACCCAUUUUGUUCAGCAAAGGCAUGGCCAAGGUUAGUAUUAUGUUCUGUUCUUGCAGCGCUGACGCAGUGCAAGAAAUGGCUUCUAUAACAAUGUUUUCACUGUAUACAAAUAAAACAAAAAUCUUAAAAAAAAAAAAAAAAAGGAAAUAGAUUUUUAACUACCAGAUAUCAGGAUUCUGAAAUGAGAGGGGUUUUCCUAGCUCAGCAUGCAGAGUCCAGUACUGCUCAUCCUGUGCCUGUGAUGACCUCUAACCCAGCAUGCAAAAACAUGUACCCAGUCUGUGCUGGGUUAAAGGUGCCUCAUACCCCAGACACACACACACAAACACAGAUUCAGUAGCAACUUAAUCCACAAACACACAAAAGUUGAUUGUUACCAAAGUCCGUAAACACGAGAAUCCAGCCGAACAAUUUUAGUGACUCUGAGGAUGGCGGUCCUCUUCGGUUUUUGUUCUCAUUGUGACUAGGGUUCAUCACGAAGAACAAUUGUCUCGACUUUUUAAUCAUUUCAAUUCAAACUUGAAGAGAUUCCAAAUGAUGUCCUUCACUUCGAUUGUUCAUUUAGUACAAGACCGGGGUACCUAUUACUAAUCACCUGCAUGUGUUUUCUUAAGGACCAAAGUAUGGGACGGCUAGAAAUGUUUAAAGCUAGUUUGAGGCAUAGGGCUACACUGUAUGGGCAUGAUUAUAGAAGGCUCUCUCAUACUCUGGAUUGAGACCAUUGCACUUUGCGUUUGAAAUCGUCAUCUACUCACAUCUACUUAGGAUUUGAACGAUUAGCCAAUUAUCAGCCGAGCUGAAAUAAAGCCUGUCUUGCUUUAACAGUUUUCAUAGUUUGAAUGAUGAAUACCGUUUAGAAUGUUAUGAAGUAGACCGAGGCUAUGCUGCUAAAUACAAAUAUAUUCUACACUUCAUUUGAAGACCUAUAUUUUCAUUUAUUGGGAUUUUGAGCUAGUUUCAUAUUAGGAGAUGUUCAAGCACAUUAGACUUAAUAUUUGUAUGUACAAAGUCGAAUUUAAUGCUAGAAUGAGAUGCAGUACUAUACAGGAAAAGUAGCUUCAUAUGUGAAACCAGUUCGAGGCUGGUGUCCCACUUCCACACGAAACAAAUCACUCACUCCAAUGAGCUCUACAUGCUGGGCUACAGCUGCCCUGCAGACCAGUGAACUGGUUUUACGAAGGUUGGAUUUAUUUUUGUAAGUGACUGGUGAGUAUGUGUGCAUUAGUUAGUACGUUUGUUUGUUUGUUUUUUCCUCUUUCAAAUGUCUGUGUUUGUUUGGUUCCAUUCAGGUCGUGCGUGACGUCAUUAAAUCGUAAUGAGGAGCAAUUGCUGAACAAUUGAUCAUUUCUGUGUUUUUUCCGUAUUUCUGAUUUUCAAUGGUGAAGGAAGGUCUCCAUUGUCUGUUGAUUGGUUUUGAACAUUGAUUUGACAGUUACUUCAUCUGUUGCAUGGGAAGAGGG